This is a messenger RNA of Paralichthys olivaceus (Japanese flounder), 4199 nucleotides long. It is a transcript of the gene gtpbp2a, whose product is annotated as GTP binding protein 2a. Gene Ontology annotation, biological process: translational elongation. Gene Ontology annotation, molecular function: GTP binding; GTPase activity; translation elongation factor activity. The record is from RefSeq and is a predicted model, not a curated record. NCBI's taxonomy places the organism in Eukaryota, Metazoa, Chordata, Actinopteri, Pleuronectiformes, Paralichthyidae.
CUGAAAACUCAAAGCGAUCGUCCCGGACGUUGUUGUUGUUGUUCGGUUUGAAGAGUUGGAGGACGACCGGUGCUUUGUUUUUUAAAUCCGGAGGGUGUAAGCGAUCACACGGCGGGCAGCUGUAUGUCUAACUGGGGGGUUAUUUGAACUCUAUCGCGCCAUAUUUAUCCAGGUAGUGGUCAGGCUGACAAGUUAGGUCCCAGGGUAGCCGAUGGAUGCGCGGGUAUCGGACUUAUUUGGCUCGGGGAAUGGACUCGGAUCCGGGACCUCAGCUGUCGCCUCCAACGCCAAGUCCGGGAACGGCCACGGCGUAUCCUCCAAAAAACCCUCAAAGAACAAGAAGUCAAAGGCUCGAUACCACCGCAACUUCAAACCGAGCAACAACACCCCGUACCUACCUCCAGAGGCUGAAGAGGGAAACAUAGAGUACAAGCUGAAGCUGGUCAACCCAACACAAUACCGCUUUGAGCACUUGGCAACACAAAUGAAAUGGCGACUGCAGGAGGGUCGAGGCGAAGCUAUCUAUCAAAUAGGUGUUGAGGAUAAUGGCAUGCUGGUGGGGCUAUCAGAGGAAGACAUGAGAGCAUCACUGAAGACCCUCCAUCUGCUGGCAGAGAAAGUUGGAGCUGACAUCACGGUCCUCCGAGAGCAAGAGGUGGACUAUGACACUGAUGUUCCUCAUAAGAUUGCGGAAGUUCUCAUUCGCAAGGUGCCAGAUGACCAGCAGUUCUUGGACUUGCGGGUAGCUGUGCUGGGUAACGUGGACUCGGGCAAGUCCACUCUGUUAGGUGUGUUGACACAGGGUGAGCUGGACAACGGACGGGGAAGAGCGAGGCUCAACCUCUUCAGACAUCUUCAUGAGAUCCAGACUGGACGGACUUCAAGCAUCAGCUUUGAGAUCCUGGGUUUUAACAGUAAAGGAGAGGUUGUGAAUUACAGUGAAUCUAGGACAGCGGAGGAGAUUUGUGAGAGUGCCUCUAAAAUGAUCACAUUCAUUGAUCUGGCUGGUCACCACAAGUACCUGAAAACCACAAUUUUUGGCCUCACCAGCUACUGUCCAGACUUUGCUAUGCUUGUUGUGAGCGCAAAUAAUGGCAUUGCUGGAACAACAAGGGAGCAUCUCGGGCUUGCUAUGGCCCUGAAGGUGCCCAUCUUCAUUGUCAUCAGUAAGGUGGACCUGUGCUCGCGAACCACCGUGGAGCGCACAGUGCGGCAGCUGGAGCGUGUCUUGAAGCAGCCGGGCUGCAACAAGGUGCCCAUGCUUGUAGGCAGUACUGAUGACGCCGUCACAGCAGCACAACAGUUCGCCCAGUUCCGCAACAUCACACCCAUCUUCACCUUGUCCAGUGUGUCUGGAGAGAGUCUAGACUUGCUAAAGGUCUUUUUCAACAUCAUACCUCCCCUCAGCAACAGCAAGGAGCAGGAGGAGCUUAUGCAACAGCUAACUGAGUUUCAGGUGGAUGAGAUCUACACAGUGCCAGAGGUGGGGACUGUGGUGGGAGGUACUCUGUACAGUGGUAUUUGCCGUGAGGGAGAUCAUCUUAUAGUCGGGCCCACUGACUCUGGCCAGUUCCAGGAGUUGAGCAUCGGGAGCAUACAGAGGAACCGCUCGGCAUGCAGGGUACUCAGGGCCGGCCAGGCUGCCACUCUUGCCCUCUGUGACUUCGACCGGUCACUUUUACGCAAGGGCAUGGUGAUAUUGAGUCCUGAGAUGAAUCCAACCAUCUGCUGGAUGUUUGAGGCUGAGAUUGUGCUGCUCUUCCAUGCCAAGACCUUCCACAAGGGCUUCCAGGUGACUGUGCACAUUGGCAAUGUGAGACAGACCGCCACUGUGGAAGCCGUGUAUGGCAAGGAGGAGCUGAGGACAGGAGAAAAGGCAGUUGUUCGCUUCAAGUUCAUCAAGCACCCUGAAUAUCUGAAGGUGGGAGCCAAGGUGCUCUUCAGAGAGGGCUUGACGAAGGGAAUCGGCCACGUCACAAAGUUGCAGUCCAUCAGCCAGUACCGGCGAUCCCAUAGUGAGGAUGAGGAGGCCUGAACCUUUUCAGACAACCGAAACAGAAAAUACCGUCCCACUCCAAAACAAGGUGCUUUACAACCCCAGCUCCUACUUUUUCCAAAGGCCUCUUUGCCUUGUUCUUUGUUGUUUUAUCACCCUUCACCAAAGCCUUGUCACUACUAUCAUCCUCAUUUGUCCUCUUCAGCCUUUUAAAAUACUGCUGAUGUUUCAGUGUGCUUCCUAUUGUUGGGGAUUAAAGAGUGUUGCUUUUCAUAGCACUGACAAGAAGAAACACCUCAGCCACCUCUACAACACGUUCACAGGAACAUCUACCAAAGUGAUAACGAGUGUCAAGAACACAUAGUUGCGAUGCACAGAUUGAUGAGUGGCAACUAGGAAAUGCUUUCUCAAACCAAUGCUGAAGUGCUGCCUCCACAGUUUACACUAACUAACAUACUUCAAAAAUGAUGCGCACACACUUGCACUGAAACCUAAAUGCCAGUUUUGAUAUGCGGCAGAUAAUCAUUUACAAACUUGGUAGUUUCAUGUAUGAAAUGCUUGGACAUUAAAGGUCCAGUGUGUUGGCUUCACAAUAACAUAAUUUUAAAAUGAUUUGUUUCGUUUUAAUUAGGGUAUAAUCACCUUAAAUUGGGAAUUGUUGAUUUUGUAACCUUAGAAUGACCCCUUAAUGUCUACAUCAGGAGUGGUCCCUCUUCCACUGAGUCGGCCAUGUUGCUGCGGUAGCUCAAAAUGGACAAAACAAACCCUGACUUUCACACUUUGAUUUUUUUACGUAAGGCCACCGUAUGUUUUGCUACAAGUUAGGGGCAGUCAGUUAGUUGCAAUCUGCACCCUCAGCACUAAAGGCCACUAAAGUCAACACACUGAACCUUAAGGUGUAAGUUGUAUCACCAGUGUCAUUUUUGUCAUCGCCUCACAGCUUCUCUGUGUGACCAGCGUAGUGACUGACUGUCUCUUUGUUUGUAUAAACACAUCUUUUUCAUAAUAACUGCUAAUCAUGUAAUGUGAGAUAGUUGUAAAAGCAGUGAGAUGCACAUCUUGUCAGUCGUAUAUAAGAUUAACCAUCUCACUUCAAGCUAUAUUACUGACAAAGGCACUUUAUGAAGCUACAGAGGUAACACUGCGAGGUAUGCAGUUAGUAUUUGUAUUCUCAACCUGCCAAGCAUAUUCACAGUGGCAAUCACAUCCUUACUAUCAUUUUUCUGUGACAAUUGUGUGUUUUUAUAUUCACAAGUAAUGCCUCACGAUGGUGCAGUGCGAUGAUGAGGAUCUCGCUGCCCAUCGUUUAAAGUGCUUUAGUUACUCAGGUCAGUGUCGAUAUAAGACUGCAUUCCACUCUCACUCAAGUACUCCAGCGAACGAUUCUGUUGCUGACUUGUUGUGUGUAUGUGUGUGUGUGUGUGUGUGUGAGAGUGUGUAGGUGAAGGGGGGUGUAUCCCAAAGAGCUGAGCCUGAUUAUGCAUUAGAUACGUGAAGCUGCCUACUGAUGCAGCUUUAAUUAACAGCAAUUCUAUUGGAGGUACGAGAUGUCGUCUCUCCACUUUAGUUACUGAUGUCACUGACUCUUAAGGGGUUUAACACAGUGCCUGAUGCUACCGUUUGAGUGGCCUUCUAUUACACCCCAAACUUUUACAACUUUGUUAACAAAAACAUCUACUGAAGUUGGUGCUAGUACCAGAAACACCUUUUGUGUCGAAGACGACCUCUGUUCGAGGCUGUUGGCCUUAACAUCUGUUACGUUGCAUGUUGAUGUGAUUUAUACACAGGUCGUAGUCCCACUGAUAUUGAUGAUAGACAACUGAUAUGUGUGCCCUGUCUUGUUGCACCCACAUAGUUGUUAUGCACAUGUUUGUGUGUACUCAAAGAAACUUAUAAUGCAUUUGAACCAAAAUACUUUUGAGCCUUUAUGAAGAGUUAUAUCAGGUGUUCAAGUUUGUUUUAAAGCAGCUGAGAAGUGUUUUAUAGAUUUCUAGUAGUUCUCAAUUUUACAAUUCUGUACUUUUUUCACUGUUGCAUUCUUCUUAAUCACACCAACAGUUUCACUCUUAGAAUCAUUUAAAACCUGUUUUCCUUCUGAAUUCAAGCGUAAUUUUUUGAUCAUUAUAUGGGUGAAAUGCAAUAUUUAUGUACAGAUCCAAUUUGUGUGUCAUGAUGUACAUGAAUAAAACUUGUAUUGUCUCUA